Messenger RNA from Ilex paraguariensis (yerba mate), 358 nucleotides. The record is from the annotation of a GenBank genome assembly. Lineage: Eukaryota; Viridiplantae; Streptophyta; Magnoliopsida; Aquifoliales; Aquifoliaceae.
AGCCUAUGUGUUGUGGUAUCGUCCUCUUUAUCGUGCUAUGAGAACUGAUAGCGCUCUGAAGUUCGGGUGGUUUUUCUUGUCCUACCUGUUUCACAUUGGCUUCUGCGUCUUUGCUGCAGUUGCUCCGCCAAUUAUUUUUAAAGGGAAAUCACUAACAGGAAUCUUGCCAGCAAUUGAUGUUUUGAGUAAUCAUGCUUCGGUUGGGAUCUUCUAUUUUGUUGGAUUUGGGCUAUUCUGCCUUGAAUCCCUGAUCAGCAUCUGGGUUAUCCAGCAAGUUUACAUGUAUUUCCGAGGCAGCGGCAAGUCUGCAGAGAUGAAGCGCGAGGCUGCAAGAUCGACUAUGAUGGCAGCAUUAUGA